This is a messenger RNA of Acanthosepion pharaonis, 2109 nucleotides long. Lineage: Eukaryota; Metazoa; Mollusca; Cephalopoda; Sepiida; Sepiidae. The record is from the annotation of a GenBank genome assembly.
AUGUUUUUACUCAUACUUAUCUGUUCUUUUAUUUUGAUAUUUUCGGCGUAUGAUCGCCUUAUAACCCAUUCGUCGACUGGGGCAUAUGAUACUAUCUAUCUAUCUAUCUAUCUAUCUAUCUAUCUAUCUAUCUAUCUAUCUAUCUAUCUAUAUAUAUAUAUAUAUAUAUAUAGAGAGAGAGAGAGAGAGAGAUUAAAAAUACAUUCACUCCAUUUGUUCAUUUCUAUCUAUCUAUCUAUCUAUCUAUCUAUCUAUCUAUCUAUCUAUCUUAGUCUAUUCAUUUCUUUCUUUCUCAGAAUGUUCAUAUCUAUCUAUCUAUCUAUCUAUCUAUCUAUCUAUCUAUCUGCCCUAAGAGCAUUUAACCAAAGCAUUCCAAUUUGCGUCUCUUCCAGUAAUUUUCUUUCUUUCUUUCUUUCUUUCUUUCUUUCUUUCUUCGUUUAUUUGCCGGUUACAUUCUGUUCUCCCGGCCACUUAGUGAUUAGACUAAUGGCGGUUCGUGCUAACGGCAAUUUGUCACUAUUUCUUUUUUCUUCUCUCUCCGACAUCUUCCUUUCUUCUUUAUUCUCACUUUUUCUAUUGCUUAGUCUCUUCUUAUUGUCGUUCUUUCUUAUCUUCUCUUUGCUUAGUUUCUUUCUUUUAAUUUUAUACUGUUCAUUCAUUCAUACGUUCUUUCUUUCUUUCUUUCUUUCUUUCUUCAUUAAUCAAUCUGUCUUUCUCGCUCUCUCACCAUGUUUUUGUUUUUCUCAUGCUCUUGCUUUCUUUCCAUUCUUUGUUCUCUUAUUUAUAUUUCUCUCUCUCUUUUUUACUCCGUUUUCUCACUUUUUGACGCAUCAUUAUGUUCAUUUUUAUUCUUCCAUUUCUCUCUCUCUCUCUCUCGAUCUCUCUCUCUCUCUCGAUCUCUCUCUCUCGAUCUCUCUCGAUCUCUCUUUCUCUCACCAAUAUUUUUGUUUUUCACUUAUUCUUUGUUCCUUUCUUUUUUUUCUUUCUAAUUUUUUCCUCUCUAUUUUUACAUUUCCCUUUCUCAUUUUACCCCGUUUUCUCAUUUUCUGUUGCAUCUUUAUAUUCAUUUUUAUUCUGUUUCUCUUCUUACUUUCUUUAUUUCUUUCUUUCUAUCUUUCUUUUAUUUGCUUUCUCUUUCUUUUCAUCGAAUUCAACACUUUGUCGGUAUUUCUCUUUUCUUCAUCACUCUCCGACAUCUUCGCUUAUAAGAAUAAGAAAAAGGUGUCUUUUGAAUUUCUGUCUGUCUGUCUUUCUUUCUUUAUUUCUUUCUAUCUUUCUUUCUUUCUUUCUUUCUUUCUUUUCUGUUUAUUCCAUCUCUCUUUCAUCUUUUCGCUAACUUUUUUCCAUUCUUUCUUUUCUUUUUUCUCUCUUUCUGGAAUCUUUUUAUUCUUACUCCAUUUAUCUAUAGACCUCUUUAUUCGACCAAAUUUUUCUCUCCUCUUCAUUUCCCAAUUUCUUUCUUUUUCCUUUUCCUUUACCUUUUUUUCCUAUCUAUCUAUCUAUCUAUCUAUCUAUCUAUCUAUCUAUCUAUCUAUCUAUCUAUCUAUCUAUCUAUCUAUCUAUCUAUCAGUAUUCUUUCUUUAUUUUCUCUACUCGCGUUCUCCAUUUUCUUUUUUCCUUCUCUUUUCCACUCAGUUUCUGUCGUUCUCUCCCUCUCUCUCCCUAUCUAUCUAUCUAUCUAUCUAUCUAUCUAUCUAUCUAUCUAUCUAUCUGCAUUCUUUCAUCUUUUUAUUUAUUUUCUCUAUUCACGUUCUCCAUUUUCUUUUUCUCUUUUCCUCUCAUUUCCCCUCACUCUCUCACUGUUUCUCUUUCUCCCCCUCUCUCUAUCUAUCUGUCAGCAUUCUUCCACCUCUUUCUUUAUUUUCUCGACUCGCGUUUUCCAUUUUAUUUUCCCUCGUCUCUUUUCCACACAAACUAUUUUCUAUCUACCUCUCCCUCUCCCCCUCUCUCUAUCUAUCAGUAUUUUUCCCCUUGUUCCUAUAUUUUCUCUUUUCGAGUUCUCUGUUUCUUUUCACCUACUUCCUCCCUACUUUUUCCCUUUUUCCAUCCCUACAUCUUUUUUUUUUAUCUUUUCAAACCGCUCCCCAUUGUCUCCAUCUCGACAGGUAA